GAAAACUUCGUUUCCCCGUGCGCAAACUUGCUGCGCUGGUGUAGAAUUUGUGACGCGCCAAAAUACUGCUCAUAAAUUCCAGCAAACAUCGACCUCUUUCACCCCUGAGGCGCCCGUCAGAAUAUCAGAAUGUAUCAAUAUCCUCCCCACCGCAAUCCAGAGCACGUGUGUGGGUUGUACUACGCUAUACCACUUAUUGGCUGCCAUGUACACAAGCACUUCCUUCCGCAGGUCAAGCUUGAAGCAAAAGCUACGAUUCUCGCCACCACCUCCCAAACAGUGCUCACGCAGACCUUUGUCAACCCUUCACAUGAAAAAGGCAUUAGAGAGUGCCGCUAUACGUUCCCGCUCUAUGAUGGCGUCAGCGUAGUAGGCUUUACGUGCCAUGUUGGUGAUCGAAAAAUAGUUGGUCUAGUGAAAGAGAGGGAGAAAGCAAGGACUGACUUCAAUGAAGCAGUCGCAAGAGGCGAAACGGCCGGCUUACUUGAGCAGCUGCCAGAGGCUUCAGAUGUCUUCUCCACCACUGUUGGGAACAUUCCGCCUGGUGCAAAGGUUGUCAUUACCAUAACAUACCUGGGCGAGCUGAAGCACGACAUGGAGAUUGACGGCAUCAGGUUCACAAUUCCUAACAUCAUAUGCCCGAGAUACGGUGACUACCCUGGCAAUCUGCAGAGAAGCUCAGCUACGGAUGCAAUGGGCCACAGUAUCUCCAUCACUGUUGACGCCGAGAUGGCAGAUGGAUCUUUUAUCCAGAAGAUACAAUCUCCGACGCAUCCGAUUGCGGUGACAAUGGGCACUAAUUCCAUUGCACCCAAUGCCGAUCCUACAAUGACAAAGGCAUCAGCGACCCUUACCCUUGGCACCGCCGGGUUGGAGACAGAUUUUGUCUUGCAGGUCAUUGCCAAAAACACAGGUGUACCAAAAGCCAUUCUGGAGAAUCACCCAAGGAUUGCAAACCACAGAGCUCUAAUGGCAACGCUUGUGCCAAAAUUCGCACUGCCGCCUGAGAAACCUGAAAUCGUGUUCGUAUGCGAUCGCAGUGGAAGCAUGGGUGGCACCAGGAUUGAGCUUGCCAAACAAGCACUCAAGGUUUUCCUCAAGUCGCUUCCCAUUGGCGUCAAGUUCAACAUAUGUUCAUUUGGCUGGCAGCACUCCUUCCUUUGGCCCCAAAGCGUCGCCUACAGCCAGCAAACACUAGACGAGGCAAUGUAUCACGCAGACAGUUUCGCAGCGAAUUACGGCGGUACUGAGAUGUUGGAGCCACUAAAGGCUACAAUUGAGCAGCGAUACAAGGAUAUGCCCCUUGACAUCAUGUUGCUCACGGAUGGUGAGGAUUGGAGACAACAAAACCUAUUCUCCUACCUCAACAAGACCAUCAUCGAGACCAAAGCUCCAAUCCGAGUAUUCACACUGGGCAUUGGGAACGGCGUCUCUCAUGCUGCAAUUGAAGGCAUAGCCAGGGCAGGAAACGGCUUUUCGCAGGCAGUCGGUGAAGGCGAAGUGAUGAAUACCAAAGUAGUCCGAAUGCUAAAGGGAGCGUUGUCCCCACAUGUCAACGACUACACGCUCGAAGUCAAGUGUAACAACGACGAAAUCUCGGCACAUCUUGACGUUGAGGCCGAGGAUGAUUUCGAAAUUAUCGAAAGGGCUUGUGACAGCCUGAAAGUCAAGCUGGAUUUCAGCAACGAGGAUGAUGAGAAGGAGCAGACUAAAAAACCCAUCUCCCUAUUCGACCCACUCGCGGAUCCAGAUGAAGAGGCGGAACCAGCCCAUGACGAGACUGGCGAGAACCGAUAUGCACAUCUCCCGAAACUGGCCGUUCCAAACAUGAUCCAAGCACCACAAAACAUACCUUCGCUCUUCGCUUUCCACCGCACCACAGUAUACCUUCUUCUCGGUCCAGGUGCCCCCCAAGGAACACCCACAUCAGUCAUUCUCCGGGGCACCAGCGCCCAUGGGCCACUCGAGCUCGAGAUACCCAUCCAGAUGCUCGACAAACCCGGCGAAACGAUCCACCAGCUCGCGGCGAAAAAAGCCAUUUCGGAGCUAGAACAAGGCCGCGGCUGGCUGGCAGAAGCAAAAGACGAAUCAGAAACACUGAUAAAGACCAAAUUUGAAGGCCGCUACCAAGACAUGGUCGAGCGCGAAGCAGUCCGCCUCGGCGUGCAGUUCCAGGUCGGAGGCAAAUGGAGCUCGUUUGUGGCUGUGGAGACCAGCCCGAAAGAAGCCGGGGCAGAACAGAAGAACGCUCAGAACUGGGAGUGCCUGGAAGACGAGAUGGAAGAGAUAGUCCCGAUCCAGCAACCGAUGAUUGCUCCGAAUCCUCCUGGCUUCAACCAUAAUUCUGGUAUCGCUUCUCAUCCGGGCUAUGGGGCUGCUCCUCCUCCCACUCCAGCAAACCAGGCUAAACCGUUUUCGGCCAUUGGCUCUUCUGGUACUAUGCUGUUUGGCAGUUCCAGACCGAGUUCUGGAGGCGGUGUUGCGUUUGGACAGUCGAAUCAAAGUAGUGGUGGUAGCCUUUUCGGAGCUUCCAACACAAAAAGCGGCAAUCUUUUCGGGACAGCGAAUACCGGCGGCAACAACCUUUUCGCCGCUCCUCCUCCUCCUCGAAGUACAGCUACAUCUUCUUUUGGGGCUUCCAACUCCACCGGCGGCGGUCUCUUUGGAAGUUCUACUCCCAGUAACAGUGGUGGUAGUCUUUUCGGCGCCUCGAAUGCAAACAGCAGUGUCUCCUUUGGCAACACGAAUUCAAGCGGCAGCAGUCUUUUCGGAGCUGUUGCUGCACAAAGCAGUGCUUCUUCUGGGGCUGCACCCUCAACCCAAGAUUGGGUAUUUCCCAGUCUCGGCCCAACGAACAGUGGAGGUCUUUUCGGGGCGCCGGCCCAGCAGCAAAGUCACAACGGAACAUCCCUUUUCGCUGCCAACCAGCCCAGCCAUCCUGUCUUUGGCGCCGCAGCGCCUUCCACGCAGGACAAGAGCCCGCUCGAGAGAUAUCAAACGGGGCUCAUGCGGCUGGAGCAGCAGAACAAGAAACGCAAUCUACUCGCACGACAAGAGUAUAAUGACGCGCAGGCAAUCCAGGAUCAUCCGGCAGCACCACCGGCGGGAAGAGCCAAGAUCGUAGAGAUAGAAUUGGACUUUGCACCGGGACCAACAGGGGCACAAAAUAGUGCCUUGUUCGGCUCGGCCACGCCGUCCAGCAACAACAACAACAACAACAACAAUAAUAAUACUAAUAAUAAUAACAGCAGCAGCAGCACCAGCACAGCCAGCGGCCCUCUAUCCGGCGAAACACUGCUCCACCACCUGAUUGCGCUGCAGUCCUUCUCCGGCUCAUGGUCCCUCACACCCGACCUCCUGCGUGUGCUUGGCGUGUCGUCGGUCCGCGUGCAAGCAGAGAUAGACAACAACCCCAACAACCCCAACCCCAACCCCCCAUGCAACAGCAGCAACUCGGGCUCGGGCUCCGAGGACAACGACGCAGCUAAACUAGAUGAGACGGUGUUUGCGACCGCGCUGGUCAUAGCGGUUUUCCAAGACCGCCUUGCGGCAUCCAAGGGCAGCUGGGAGCUAGUGGUUGACAAGGCGCGGAGCUGGCUGCACGCCCAGCUUGGAGGACACGACCACGACCACGACCACGACGAUGCAGUGGAAAAGUGUUUGAAGCGUGCGCGCAACGUUUCGAACUAAUGUAUAUAAUUGUAGUAGGGCCUGGGCACAUACACACAUACAUUACAAACCGUGUUUUAUUGCUGCUGCUGCUGCGAACGCCAAAAGAACGCGUGGGUGCAAAAAGACUUUGUAGGGACCUGUUUGUGCAAGCGUGUGAUACGCAGAUCAAACCCGUGGGGGUAGUUUGGAGGUUGUAUGGCCGUGUGUGUGUCUGUAUGUAUAUGUGUGUUCAUCAAACAUUGAGGCAGGGUUAU
Exserohilum turcica Et28A is the source of this 3926-nucleotide messenger RNA. RefSeq lists its product as uncharacterized. Bases 130 to 3690 code for a protein of 1186 amino acids. The record is from RefSeq and is a predicted model, not a curated record. The transcript has 2 exons. NCBI's taxonomy places the organism in Eukaryota, Fungi, Ascomycota, Dothideomycetes, Pleosporales, Pleosporaceae.